GGGGCCAGCACGAGCCAGCCAACCCAGCAAGGCACAGCUAUACUCAAGCAGAAGUUCUUGAACUCAUACAUCAUGUCUCAGACUGCCAAGUCCGCCUCCAACCAAGGCACCGAUGCCAAGGACAAGGGAGCUCCUGCCCCUGCUGCCACUAGCAAGGCCUCCAAGACCGGAGAUCCUGGAAUGACGGGCAACUACAGAAUCUUCCUGUUCGACCAGGAGAACUUCCAGGGCAGGAUGAUGGAGGUCCAAAACGAGUGUAUGAACGUUUGUGAACGCGGAAUGGACAGAGUCCGCAGUAUCAUUGUUGAGUGCGGCCCCUUUGUUGCCUUCGAGCAGACUAACUUCCGUGGUGAGAUGUUCAUUCUGGAGAAGGGCGAGUAUCCUCGCUGGGACACCUGGUCAAACAGCUACCGCAGUGAUUGUCUCAUGUCCCUCAGACCCAUUCGCAUGGAUCCCAUGGAGCACAAGAUCUGCCUGUAUGAGCUGUCCGACUUCAAGGGCAACAAGAUGGAGAUCCAGGAGGAUGAUGUGCCAACCCUGUGGGCACAUGGCUUCUGUGACAGAGUGGGCAGCGUGAGGGUUCCUGGUGGAGCUUGGGUGGGAUACCAGUACCCUGGCUACAGAGGCUACCAGUAUCUGUUUGAGUGUGGCGACUACAGACACUACAACGAGUUUUGCGCCUUCCAGCCUCAGAUUCAGUCCAUGCGCCGUGUGAGGGACAUGCAGUUCCACCAGCGUGGCUGCUUCAAUCUGACCGCCGCUAAACAGUAAACUAACCUCGCUGCGGUCUUGUAGCAUAGCGAUUAGCCUUCUCAUGGCGCUUCCCUCGCUGCGGUCUUGUAGCAUAGCGAUUAGCCUUCUCAUGGCGCUUUUUAUCCCACUUUCCUUCCCCCCUUUCUCUGACUUCUCUCCUCAGAAUAGAUUCAUUUAAAUUGUUCCGGACAUCUAACUGACUUUUUAUGAUGCCAAUAAUAAACAUGUUUUGGAAAAACAAA
Messenger RNA from Myxocyprinus asiaticus (Chinese sucker), 995 nucleotides. RefSeq names its product beta-crystallin B1-like. The record is from RefSeq and is a predicted model, not a curated record. Bases 73 to 771 code for a protein of 232 amino acids. The transcript has 6 exons. Lineage: Eukaryota; Metazoa; Chordata; Actinopteri; Cypriniformes; Catostomidae. Gene Ontology annotation, biological process: visual perception; lens development in camera-type eye. Gene Ontology annotation, molecular function: structural constituent of eye lens.